Molecule: messenger RNA, 888 nt
Organism: Arachis duranensis
Lineage: Eukaryota; Viridiplantae; Streptophyta; Magnoliopsida; Fabales; Fabaceae
Product: protein cornichon homolog 4-like
Exons: 5
Coding region: 290-691 (133 amino acids)
Biological process (GO): vesicle-mediated transport
Source: RefSeq, a predicted model, not a curated record
AGCACUUGGGUCAAAGUGUGGCCUUUGAUUUAAUGUUUAUCCACUCAAGGCCAAAAAUAAAAUUGCAACAUAUUUUUUAAGGCAGUUAUGAUAGUAGUGUAUUAGUUUGAAAUAAGAUAGGUUGACCAAAGAGAAACAAUAGUAGGAGUGUUUUGUGUAUGUUGUUUGAUGGGUGGUGUGUUUGUGGGGCGUGGCGUAGAUAUCUGAGAUUGGUGACAGAGACAGAGAGAGCUGAGGUUAGAGGCUGAAUGAAUCUGAAAAUUAAGGAGAAACAGGAGAGAGAAGAGAUAUGGGUGACAUAUUAACGUGGCUCAUCUCCUUCUUGCUCCUCUUUUCCUUACUGGCCCUCCUCAUUUACCAGCUAAUGUGCCUGGCAGACCUGGAAUUCGAUUACAUAAAUGCCUAUGACUCCUCUUCUCGAAUCAACAUGGUGGUCUUACCCGAGUUCAUUAUUCAGGCUCUCCUUACCUCUUUCUACCUUGUUAACUCCCAUUGGAUAUUGACACUUCUGUCUCUUCCUUACCUCUGCUUCAAUCUCCAUUUAUAUAGGCAAAGAAAGCAUUUAGUUGAUGUUACAGAGAUAUUCAACAACCUGUCCUGGGAAAAGAAGCACCGCCUCCUCAAACUCAUCUAUCUUGUUUUCUCCCUUUUCCUCUCUCUAUUUUGGAUGAUCUACAACUCACUCGAUUGAACGAUACACUUGUUUGUUUCUUGAAAUCCAUGCUCCGGACGAUGGGGAAUAACCAUUACUAUCCAAAGUCCAAACGUGCUCCAUAGGGAUCAGAAGCAUUCCUAACUAGCUUAGCUACACCUCAAUUCUACAUGAACAAUAACCCGGCAUGCUAAGAACUAAGAGGGACAAACUCUAUGGAUAUUGAAUAAGCAUGA